This is a messenger RNA of Stegastes partitus (bicolor damselfish), 3747 nucleotides long. It is a transcript of the gene mis18bp1, whose product is annotated as MIS18 binding protein 1. The transcript is spliced from 16 exons. Gene Ontology annotation, cellular component: chromosome, centromeric region. Lineage: Eukaryota; Metazoa; Chordata; Actinopteri; Pomacentridae. The coding region runs from base 63 to 3341 and encodes 1092 amino acids. The record is from RefSeq and is a predicted model, not a curated record.
AGCUGCUAGCUGCUAGCUCACGCCUCGGAUGCAUAACAACUAGUAAACUUUUCGCCCGAACCAUGGCGUCCUAUCAUCAUGUAUUACAACAUCAAACGCCGCGGUUUGAAUCUCCUGCCAAGGUGUUUGCGAAACUAAAAUCCAAAGUGCAGAGAGAAGCGAUGUCCGCAAAGGAGGGGAUUUUCACCAGCGAGGAUCUGCUGUGUACCGUCAGAGAGAAACACGGAGCCGAGUUCAAUACACCCAGCAAGAAAACGGAGAGCAACUGGGCCUCUGAUGAGCUCAAGGAGAACCACAGGUUCGGUUCUUAUCGCAGUGAAGCGCAGGCACUGACUCUGUCGCCCAUAUCGAGUCCACAGAAAACAUUCGGGUGUUUAUAUUCAGACAUCAGCAGCAAACCGUUGGAGGAGACGCCUCCAGAGGACGAGAUGGGACACAGGCGAAGAGAGAGAGCUUUUCUGGAGUCAACGACUAUGUCUCAGCCCUUCUUUCCGGUCAACAGAAACCGGAUCCACCAAGAGCUACCUGAGAUCAGGACCUCGGAUGCUUUGUGCAGCAGGACUCCAGUAAAGACGCAGCCAGCGAGUGACUGUGGAACAUCUGGAGAAGGAUGUGCUCCUCUCAACACACCCAUGUCUCUAGCCAGUAUGUUCUCCCCCAUGAGGAAAAGGCUGAGGAAGAGAAAACUGGACCAGCAGGAGUUUAAGAAAGUCUUUAACAGGACUGAGGAGGUGAGCAGUAAAGUUCUAAGUCAGCCCCCAGGCAGGACAGCAUCUGCUCUCAGUGAGGACAACGUCCACGACAAGACCCAGGACCUGGGUUACGUUAGAAGAUCCUCUGAAGAUCUGUCAGGGAUGAUCCAUGACCCUACGCUCCCACCGCCAAGAUCCAUCACAGAGAAACGUUGUGGUGCUAUUAUUGGAAGGCUUCCUGCAAUGUCCCCAGCAAAGAUGUUUGCUUACAUGAAGGAGAGGGAAAGUAAAAAGGAACCACAGGAAGUUUGUACCAGCAGCAGAAGGGACCUCUUCAAUGGUGGUAAUUUCCAUCAGUCCAGAGACGCUCCUCUCUCCACAGCUCACAGCGUGGGCGAGAUGGAGGAGAGAAGUGCUCCAGAAAGUGUAGUUCCUUCACACCAGUACCAAGUGGACUCGCCUGACAGUCAGUCAGACACGGAUCCCUCAGAGGACGCCUCAAACCUCGCGGUAGCACCACAGCCUGUUCUGCUCGAGGACCCACUUGUGUUGAAUUCUCCGCACGUCUCCAUACCGAAGAAAAACGAGGCCGUGUUCAAGCGCAACAAAUGGCCCAAGCAAGCAAAUUUCCCAAGUGAAAGUGUGAUUUAUCUCAAAAAGUGGUUCCUGAGGAAGAAUCCUAAAGGCCUGUUUGUUGAUGGAAUCCACAGGGAGGACAACAUCCCGUGGAACAGUAACAUCAUCGUGGACCGGAUUUCUGCGUCUGUGCUGAACACCGUCUCCGGGAGGGUUUACAUUCUGGUGGGGAAGAUGAAAAUAGAUGUCGUCUCUGACUUUCCCAAGUGGUUUUUGAAAAAGUUUGUGAAUGGUUUCCCUCCAAACUGGAAGGAGCUUUAUGAGAAGCUGCUGUCAGAGCCGAGAGAAGGAAUGGAGAAGAACACCAAAGGGAGAGGCGUCACAGCGAAGGCAAAACCUGAGGCUUCGAUUAACCGCACUGUGAAGCGACACAGGCAACAAGCUUUGGGAACACCUGAUUCGUGUCCUCCCGACUCCUCCUCCAGUGCAAAAGUGUCUAGAAGUGGUCGGGUGAUCAAACCACCUCUGGAAUACUGGAAAGGCGGGAGAGUCAUUCUAGACGCAUUCAUGAACGUCACCAUCCACGAGUGUUACGACACCUCCAUCUGCAAACCUGUCACUACAACGCCGUCUGCGAGGAAGUCACAGAAACCUGUCAGCGUGUUUCUGCCCUGCAGUGAAGGCUGGAAGCAAAGCGAAUCUGCCAACAACGAGGGUGCAUCAGUGCUACGCAGGAAGGCCAAGCCUCCAAAUCGUAUCAGAGCCAAUAUGAAGCCUGACCAGAAGCCCUCCAGCUCACCUAAACCUGUUGUAGAGACACUCGGCAGUCCUGAGGAGUGGUGUGGUAGAACAAGGUCCAGCCAGAGGUAUCCAGCUAAAGGGGACACUCUCCCGCAAAAUCAAAGUGAACUCGGAAAGUCUUCAACACGACGAUCAAAAAAGCAAACGCACAACACCAACGGGUCUUCAGUGAGAGUGUCAGGGAGGAAAAUGGCUGUCGUAAGUUCCCCAGAAACUCCCCCGAUCAAUGAGCGCACAUCUUCUGAUGAUGAGUUUUCCGCUACGAGAAAGAAACGGGGCAAAAGCGGAAACGUUCGAACCAAGUCACCACCGAACCACGCGUCUUUGUCAAAGCGGUCGUCAGCGUCCCCCAAGGAGAGAGGAGUCAAGAAGAGGACCAGAAUAAGAAAACAUAGCGACGAGGCCCAAAUUAAACACAAACCGAGCAGAUACACCAACCAGUCGCCACCCACGAAGCCUUUGCCUAAAUCGGCACAAUCUGGCAGGAAACACAAGGCAGACAAAAGCAGCAGAGUUACUCCACAUGAACAGGAUGGAGAUGAAUGGACCGACGAAGAGCUGCUGAAGCUACAAGAGGCGGUGUCCUACUAUCCCAAACACACGGCAGGUUACUGGGCAAAGGUAGCGAGGAUGGUGGGAACACGUUCUACAGAGGAGUGCCACAACCAGCACACGUCCCAGGGAGCAUCACAGACUCCAGCUAAAAAUGCCAAGAAACCCAAAAAGGAAAAGGUGGAAGCAGCCAAACCUCCAGCUGCAGAUAAUCCUCUGAUAUCCGCCCGAGUGGGAACCUUAAGGAGGAAGCAGCAGGUGCGUCAGUUCCUGGAGAACAUGCCCAAAGAAGACGUCGAUGAUGUCUUCAGCUCAGCAUACAUGCAGAAUAAACGGUUUGAGAUGCCCUCCUUGUGCCCCAGCGAUGACCACAACUGUACGGAGCUGGAACCCACGACGCCGACGUCGUCGUGUCUCGCCGAAGCAAAGACUCCUCAGUGUCCACAUAUCACUCCCGGCAUGAUGGGUUCUCCAAACAGGAACGACGACAAGUACGUGUAUCAGCUGCAGAAGAGGAUGAAGAAAAGUCGGUUUAACGUCUGCAAGCGCUCGCCUCCUCCAAAGAGCUUCACACCCACACCGUCAGUUAAACGCAGAAUGAAAAGAUGUGUGAACACAGAAAGCGAUACCUUUGUCGUUUGGGAGAUGUUCCCAGGACACGGUGAAGCGCCAUCUGAAAGUGAAGAGGACGAGGAUUUCUACUUCUCAGACAACGACUGAUUGGAGUCCGAGCUGGAAUCAUUUUUAAAUAAACACCUAAAACUAUUUCCAUGAAUCAGUACAACAGUGAAAUACAGGCUUUUUCUUCAUUUAACUCACCAAACGUACACAAUAAAAAAAACUGCUGUUGCAAAUUUUUCUCCUGCAUCAGUGUGAAACAAACACACGUGCCAGAGUAUUUAAUUUAAAGCUUUUUAAACACAUCCGGCAGAGCUAUGUAUUAUAAUUGAACACAUUUUUGUGUUGAGACAAUUUGAUUUGUUGUAAAUUUAAAAGCAUUUUUUUAGGCAGUAGACUUGAGCUGCCGUCUACCAGAUCGUCCCUGUAAAUAGUUUUUGUUUAGAACCUCUGAUCCCACGGUCAGCUGUAAUUAAUUUUUCAUAAUAAACCUUUCCCCCCCAAAAAA